GUUACUAUUUAUUUUCGGUCCCAUCAAGCUUCUCUUGACGCGAGCGGUAUUGGUCAAACAACGGCAAAUAUGCCGGCUCGUCAACAGCCGCGGCGUAGUGCAGACGGGCGCGGCGACGCUCGCGUCGGAUCGAAGACGGUGCGAAGCGGACUGCUGAUUGCCGUGCUCGCCCUCGUGUUGGGUCCUUUCGUCGCUCGUGUCUCGUGGUUCCGUUUUCAGCUGACCUCGCCCGUUUCCCACUUCCCUGCUCAUUGGGUGCGCCCGUCCACUGAAGUUGGUGGAGCGGCUCCAGUAUGUGCGACUCUUUCGUCUGGCCUCGAGGGCCAAGAGAACCAGAUUAGCUUCUGUGAGGAUGCAGAGAUGCUCCACGGUCCGGGUCUGGACGGCUGGGCGCUCCUCAGCUGCGACCCUGGUCGCGACCAAUGGAACACGGUCAUGGGGCCGCUGCAGAAACCAGAGGGUCGAGGCGCCUUGUGGAUGUACGCCUACUCCGACGCAGUCUCUUCUACCUCAAAGGAACGCCAGUCAGGCACCAAGUUGAUGAACGCGGUCAAGCCGUUACGUCUGUCUCUCGAAGGUCUGCCGAGUCCCUACGACUUUCAUCCUUUGGGCGUUGCCGUCCAUCCUAUGAGCUCUGAUGGCAACGGAGCAAAGGUAGCGAGACUCUUUGUCAUCAACCACCAGCGAGCUCGGUCCACCAUCGAUGUGUUUGAUCUUCUUAGCAGCCAAACGAGUAGAGAGGGAGAGAAAGGUGAGGAUCAGUCAGGACGUUGGCGAGCCGUCUUUGUGCGCAGCCUGGUCGAUCCCAUCGCGACGCACACGCCCAACUCGCUCGUCGCGCUGUCGGCCAACGAGGUCCUCGUCACCCAGGACCACCUCUUUGCACUUCGCCCUCCUUCGAGUCUUGACGAUCUGACAGCGACGUGGCGCCUCGCUGUGCCCCCCUUGUCCUUGCUUGCCCCUGCGAUCGCACGCUACUGUGCCCAAUUGGCACGCCUCGGCGCACCCCUCCUUGCGCGGAUCGAGACGCUCCUUGGCCUACCCCUUGGCUGGGUCACUUAUGUCAAGUUUGACGACGAUGACGUCAACGGCAGGGCAGAUUCACAUCAUCAGACCAAGAUUAUCGCGCGGUGGAUCGCCUUUGCAAAUGGCCUGGCACUAAGCCCAAACGGAAAGUUCCUCGCCGUGGCGUCGACGAUGAUGCCUGGCAUCAAGCUGUACGAGUGGAAUGAAGCAAAGCGCGAAGUGGUCCGGCUGGCGCACCGCAUCAAUACGCCCAACCUGAGCGACAACAUCGCCUUUACAAAGGGCGCCAGUGGGAUCCCCGGUGGCAAUGACUUAUUUGGAAACGCUGCGAGGCUCAUCGGAGGUGGCGGCCCCAGCGGGCUGGAGCUUAUGCGCUUCGCAAGAGACCCACACAACUAUACGAAACGGGCCCAUUCGUGGAUCAUUUCGAUCUCGCCGACGCCGCCGAAGGACGACAGCAAUGACGACGACGACUCGUACGUACCGGCAAAUGCUCGGAUGAUACGGCAAAACGAAGGCUUCCACGUAAGCACCGUCUACCAGGGUCAUGGACCCGUUCGGCGCGAGCAGGUGGCAGCCAGCUUGGACAGCGAGACCGAGGACGGACAGGAUUGGAUCGGGAUCGCCUCGGCCACCUCUGCAGCCUACGAUGGCAGCAUCGGCGGGGGCACUCUGCUCGUUCCAGGGCUCUACUCCAAACCAGGCGUCAUGGUGUGCGCAAAUGUGGGAUUGUAAUGCUCUAUCAAGUAAGAUAAUUGGUAUGUUGUUACAAGUGAU
This is a messenger RNA of Acaromyces ingoldii, 1803 nucleotides long. RefSeq lists its product as hypothetical. The record is from RefSeq and is a predicted model, not a curated record. Bases 70 to 1761 code for a protein of 563 amino acids. The transcript is spliced from 2 exons. NCBI's taxonomy places the organism in Eukaryota, Fungi, Basidiomycota, Exobasidiomycetes, Exobasidiales, Cryptobasidiaceae.